Molecule: messenger RNA, 2226 nt
Organism: Polychytrium aggregatum
Lineage: Eukaryota; Fungi; Chytridiomycota; Chytridiomycetes; Polychytriales
Exons: 16
Coding region: 49-2217 (722 amino acids)
Biological process (GO): establishment of meiotic spindle localization; spindle organization; mitotic cell cycle
Cellular component (GO): spindle pole
Molecular function (GO): protein binding
Source: RefSeq, a predicted model, not a curated record
CUACAGAACCAUCGCGAUGAGUUUUCCCAGUUUAUUUGGAAGCGACGGAUGGUGGCACGUAAAGAACUUCGGGGUCUCUUCCGAACUGGUCCUGAAGUCAUUGGGCGGUUCGGUGAUAUGAUAUCCAAUGCCACCAUCGAGGCCAUCCAAGGAUUUGAAAAAACUAACUUGUCGCGCCUGUGCAAGAACGCCAUAUCCACAGGAAUCUGUGAUGCCGACGACGUUGGUGGAUACCUUCAGCGCAAGGCAGGUAUCGCAGCACCCAGAGAUCCGACUCUUGGAUCUAUGAGCCAAGAUCGUCUCUUUUUUCAAGUAACCCCGAACCCGUUCAACCUCGAAGCCCCAGAUCAUUCCAAGGCACGAGAGUGGAUAUGCAUCUAUGCGACGAAUGGCAUCUGGAAACACAGACUACUGGCCCAGCCGUCCAUCAAGAGGUUGGUCCAAGACAUAACUGAGAAGAUUCGGCAGAACCCCGGGGCUUCUGGCAGCAACUCGUACAAUCAGGCCAUUGCCCGCGUUCUCGACGCAGUGCACCCAUCUCACCGGCUGCUAGCCUCGACAUUGGCCUAUCCGAUGUCAGCACCGAGCUUGAUCAAGAAGCGGCUAUCCUUUCUUGGCUACGCGCCGCCUAAUCCUAGCGACGAGAUAUCCAACAUUAGUCAGAUGGACUGCUUGACGACGCUGAGACAGCUCAACAAAAGGCUUGAUGAAGAUCACCGGUUCUAUUUCGAGUUCACCGUCCUUGACAAGAGCGACUGGAGAUGCGGCUUCAUCUGUGGCAAGCACAUCAGCCCAAGAAACCACCUCACAUUUCCGGGGAAAGACCCGCAAAGCCUCGGGUUCUCCUCGGACGGAAGUGUAUAUUACAACGGAGAAGCACGACCGUUUGACUCCUUCGCUGAAAUCAAGGACAUGAUGGUCUUUGCAGCAAUACGCACGUACGGGAUUCUGGUUGAUCUGGGCAAGAAUCAAAUAUGCCUGGUGGUUGAUAACAAGAUCUUACCUCCCGGAUUUGGGACCGACGCGGCGGAAUAUUCCUUAGAGGAGCAGAUCGAGCAGAGCCCGGAAGCAUUGCUGUGCCAUUCCAACUUAUCCUCGGCAUACGCCGACCCGCCGCAAUUGAAGGCCAACUUUGGCAGCGCUCCAUUUUCUUUCAGCGUCCUGGGUCGUUCCUUCGACAGCAUUUUGGCUCAUCGCCCAGCAAAGCACUUUGACUCGGACGGGAUAUUUGAUCCUGCCUCUGUCGAGCACCAUAGAGCAAGCCAGGAAGAGGAGGAGCGCCUGCAAUUGACUCUGGAGAAAACACAAUUCAAGGCGUCGAUGCUUGCGGACACGCUCAAGAGCUUUUCGCAGUUCCCGCCUUCGAUCUAUCGGCGGUCGCUGGCUUGUAUGAGGAUUCAACGAGUAUGGAGACGCCACAGAGGUAGAAUGGAGCGCAAGCGUAUUCGUGAGGAGCAAUACGCCGCAGCUACGAUCAUCCAGCGCAUGGCACGAAACAAGCUCAAGAAGCUCCGAGCGCGGAAGAACGAGGCUGCUGCGAUAAUUCAGCGAAACUGGAGAAAGCUCAUGUACAUCCGGCUGGCCCUUCUCCGGUGCAUAUACCAGCAGCCCAUUCCUGAGCUGCACCGAUGUGCCGAAGUCAUACAAAGAAAAUGGAGGCAUUGGUUCAUGUUCCGCAACUCGCCCAUUGCGACGAGAUACAAUGCUCGGAUCGAGGUUCUCAAUGUUGCUGCAAACAAAAUUAUCAAUUGGUGGCGACCGCUUUUCAAGAAAAUCAACGAAACGAAGAAGAUACGAGAGAGACACAAGGCCGCCACGGAUAUUCAAAGAGUGUACCGAGGUGUGGAACUACGCAAGCUCCUUCGCCCAGAUUUGCGAGAAAGGCUGCGCAGACUUGGUGAAUCCGUGGCAUCCCAUCGGGAAGAGCUUUUCCGCAUCCGUGGUGCAUACAUCUUGCAGAACGCUUGGAGAGCUUUCCUCGUCAAACGCGUCCGCUCCGAUAAGAUCAAAACAAGAAAUAGGGCCGCCGCACGCAUCCAGGCUUUCUGGAAGGGCUACUGGGUUCGCUCGCAUAUCCAUCUGCGCUUCAGCUAUGGCGAGUCCGUGUUCCUGAAUGCGGUGCAGCGGGCCAUGAAAAACUGCCACUUUAUCAUCAAGAUGUACAAGCCGUGUGGAAUCGUCUGCCCACGACGAGAUUUAUCGUCGCUGCACACCUGACCGACUGGG